This is a messenger RNA of Styela clava, 1459 nucleotides long. RefSeq lists its product as uncharacterized. Lineage: Eukaryota; Metazoa; Chordata; Ascidiacea; Stolidobranchia; Styelidae. The record is from RefSeq and is a predicted model, not a curated record.
UGCAUAUACUUACUUAAAACUAAUUUAUAUAGUCGUUCUAAUCUGAUUAUAAUGGAAAGCAAAAUUGACCAACUGAAGUCAACAUUGGAACUGAUGGAAUCACGCAUAACAAAGAAUUUAAAAAUCGAAAUCAAAGCAAUCGUAGAAGAGAGCAUAAGGGACCUACUUGAAGAUUCAAUAACUGAACACGAUAAGAAAAUAUCAAGUCAAAUCAACGACUCAGUCAUGAAUAAUACCCAACAAAUGACUGAGAAACUGGAAACAAUGUUUCUCCAGACUGACCAAUUAGUUGAGAAGCUCUCCAAAGUAACUCAAGAACUGGAAUAUCUGCGUUUCAACAAUACUAAAUUGGACACCGACUUAUGCACUGUCAAAGCUAGUCAAGAAUUUAUUGGUGCAGAAUUCGAGAUUCAAAAAGAUUAUAUUGCAAAACUGGACCAGGUGGUGAGAGAUCUGACUGCAAAAAAUGAAACCCUACUCAGCAUUUGUAACUCCCUUCAGCAGCGUUUUGAUCAUGACUUCGAAGACCUCGCGCAAUAUAUGAGAAGAGAAAAUCUUGAAUUUCAUGGAAUUCCUUACAAAGAUGGUGAAAACACAGAUAAAAUAGUUGUGGGAAUAGGGAAAAAACUGGGCAUAACUGUUGAAAGGCUGGACAUUUCAGUUUCGCAUCGUCUUCCAAGAAGAGACUCGUCCAAAACUGGGCCCAUCAUUGUGCGUUUCACCAACAGAAAUAAAAAGAAUGAGUUUAUAGCCAAAAAGUAUGACGCGUCACGAAUCAAAGACUUCGGGAUUACAGUGAUUUCAUUUCUAAAGUUUUAAGUGUAUGUGACAACCAUGCACCACUAAGGAACCUAACCAGAAAGGAACGUCAAUUAGAGAGAAAGCCCUGGAUAUCAGCUGGCAUCUUGCGCUCAACCAAAAUAAGAGAUUAAAUUGCAUAAACGCACUUUAUUAACGGAUCCAUUGAACAAAAACAGCACUAUAAGAGAUACGCAAACAAAUUAUGCCACUUGAAAAAGAAAGCCAAAGAGAUAUAUUUUGCGAAACGCUUUGAAAAAAAUAUAAAUGACCCAAAAAAGACUUGGUAUACAAUUAAUUCAUUAAUAAAUUCAAAAACUAAUAAUAAUGUUACGCAAAGAUUAAUUGACCAGCACUCAGGGGAGGUUGUUCAUGAUAGUGCUAAAAUUUCAUUUAUGUUCAAUAGCUAUUUUUCUCAGAUUGGACAAACCUUAUCUUCUGCUUUUCACAAUGUAAGUGAUCAUGAUCACCUGAAAUUCAUGAGUGCCCCAAAUAAGUCGUCCAUGUUCAUGGAAGAUGCCUCAUUAAAUGAAGUAGUAAACAUUAUUAAUUCUUUAAAAACAAACAAAGCAACUGGAUACGAUCAAUUACCAGCUUAUCUCAUAAAACUUCUCUGCAAUACCAUAAGUCCCAUACUCUGUAAACUCUUCAAUUACUCUGU